Symbiodinium sp. CCMP2456 is the source of this 831-nucleotide messenger RNA. The record is from the annotation of a GenBank genome assembly. NCBI's taxonomy places the organism in Eukaryota, Dinophyceae, Suessiales, Symbiodiniaceae.
AUGACUGUGGAGCAACGCGACUCAGGCAGUGUUCGCCAAGCUGGCCUAGCAGACCACGAGGACAAGAUUCAGGUGCGCGAAGCCUCCAGUGCCCGCUCCCAUGACAAACAUUCUGUCAGUGGCCUUGUCUCUGCAUUUCUGAACGAGCUGCGGGAUGCGCAGGUGGUCCACCUUUCUGCCGUGCUGGCGGCAUUGGAGAUCCCCGAGCAGCAUGUGCAAACGCUGGCUGCUGCUUCGGGUGCGAUUAAGGAGGAUGGAAUCCACCUUUCCUCCUUUCUGGAAUGGAUAUUUCCAGAGGAAAACAGCGAGCCACCGCCCCCACCUCCAGUUGCUGCAGAGGCCAAGGGCUUGGAGAUGGAACGAGGCUCGGGAAGCAUGCUCGAACAGCUUUAUUCUGGGAGCCUCACUCUUGAGGACACCUGGGUGCAAGCUAGCUUCAUGCUCCAGCUGGACGAGCUGCUUCGGGCUCAUCCGUAUCUGGAGCCUGACCAAAAUGCAGCGACGGUCCAUCCACUCCAGUACUGGGUGAAGAGGUGUCGGGAGUCGUUUGUCAAGAAGAAGUUUGGUGACGCACAGGACUCGCUCCGGCGUUUGCUGGCAAGCCUACGCACGGACCAGCGCCAAAUCGCCGAGGCUUUUCGACGCUUCGAUGCCGAUUCUUCUGGGCACUUGGACGCCAACGAAUGCAAGAAUAUGUGCGCCUACCUCGGUUGGGGGCUCGAGGAGGCCAGCCUCAUGGAUCUGGACAAAGAUGGUCGCAUCACUCUUGCCGACUUCCAGGGCUUUGUGGGGCGCAUGGGAGACCUCCAUACGGCCAACCUUCUGCCGUAG